GCGGUGGGAUUCGCUUCGAAACGAAACCUCUCGCAACGAUUCGCCUCUGCCUCUCUUUUGCGGCGGGGGGAAGAGUCCAUUUGCCCCUUGCCUGGUUGCGGCCCUCUCGCGGUGGAAGGAUCGGAGUCCGUUGCCUGGAGGUAAUGGAGCGCGGAGCAGGGGCGGAGAGGCAGAUGAAGUACGUGCUGGUAACAGGCGGUGUGGUGAGCGGUUUGGGGAAGGGCGUAACGGCCAGCAGCAUCGGCGUCGUGCUCAAAUCCUGCGGGCUCCGCGUCACCUCCAUCAAAAUAGAUCCAUACUUAAACACUGAUGCAGGGACGAUGUCUCCAUUUGAACAUGGAGAGGUUUUUGUUCUUGAUGAUGGCGGCGAGGUUGAUUUGGACCUUGGAAACUAUGAGCGUUUCUUGGAUGUCACUCUUACCAGAGAUAACAAUAUUACCACAGGGAAAAUUUAUCAGUCUGUCCUUGAGAAAGAAAGGAAGGGUGACUAUCUUGGAAAGACGGUCCAGGUUGUCCCUCACAUCACUGAUGCCAUAAAGAAUUGGAUCGAAUCAGUGGCAACUAUACCUGUUGAUGGCAAGGACGGUGCUGCUGAUGUUUGCGUAAUAGAAUUAGGUGGAACUGUAGGUGAUAUUGAAUCAAUGCCAUUUAUUGAAGCUCUGCGCCAGUUGUCUUUUUCUGUAGGUAAAGAGAAUUUUUGUCUCAUUCAUGUGAGUCUUGUGCCAGUACUUGGUGUGGUCGGUGAGCAAAAAACAAAGCCAACACAACACAGUGUACGAGAACUGAGGGCUUUGGGUUUGACUCCAGACCUACUGGCAUGCCGGUCUUCACAGCCUAUACAGGAAAAUACAAAAGUCAAACUGUCGCAGUUUUGUCAUGUUCCAGUUGCUAACAUCCUUAAUAUCCAUGAUGUUCCGAAUAUUUGGCAUAUCCCACUGUUACUUCGGAACCAAAAUGCUCAUGAGGCCAUUAUAAAACAGCUGAACUUUUACAGCAUGGCUACUUCCCCCGAUUUAAAGAGUUGGACAGAGAUGGCAGAGACAUAUGAGAACCUAAAUAGCACAGUUAAGAUUGCUAUGGUUGGAAAAUAUACUGGUCUAACAGAUUCAUAUUUGUCAGUGGUGAAGGCCCUUUUACAUGCCUGUGUUGCUUGCUCAUUCAGACCAUCAGUUGAAUGGAUUGCAGCCUCAGACCUUGAAGAUGAGAGUGCACGUGUGACACCAGAAGCAUAUGAAAUGGCAUGGAAAGCCUUGAAAGGUUCUUCAUGCAUUCUCGUUCCUGGUGGAUUUGGUGAUCGUGGAGUGCCAGGAAUGAUAUUAGCAGCAAAAUAUGCUAGAGAAAACAAAAUUCCAUAUCUUGGCAUUUGCUUGGGGAUGCAGAUUUCUGUGAUUGAGAUCUCCAGAUCUAUUCUGGGUUUGGAAGGAGCAAACAGUGAAGAGUUUGACCCUCAAACACCACAUCCUGUUGUAAUGUUCAUGCCUGAGGGUUCAAGAACACACAUGGGGAGUACAAUGAGACUGGGGUCUCGGAGAACUUUCAUCAGGAGUCCUGAUUGUAUUACUUCAAAGCUCUACAAAGGUUCUGCAUAUGUGGAUGAACGGCAUCGGCACAGAUAUGAGGUAAACCCUGAUUAUGUUGGCAAGCUGGAAAGUGCAGGUCUUGAAUUUGUUGGCAGUGAUGAAAGCGGAACAAGAAUGGAGGUUGUAGAGCUUCCAAGUCAUCCCUACUACGUCGGCGUGCAAUUUCAUCCAGAGUUUAAAUCAAGACCUGGAAAACCUUCUGCUUUAUUUCUAGGUCUUAUAUUGGCGGCGACAGGUCAACUGCAGCCACAUCUAAAUAGGAUAUGAGAUCACUCUUCACUUCUUGAGGUAUAAUAUGGGUGAUGAGAUUUUGAUUUCUUACUCUCACAGAUCUGGAUUGCAGAAUGUGUGGUUUAAUUUAAUUAGGCCUUUUUAAGUUUUAUAGAAAAGCAUAUGGAAACUCGAGUCUAUAAAGCAGCGGUGCUGUGCUACCUGUUUGUUGGCUGGCUGGUGUCAAACAAGAGGGUAGUUUUUGCCUUGUUAAAUUGUGUGAGCAUCAGCAACAAAAAGGAAAAAGAAAUUGUUGGUGGCAAAAUAACAUAAUACAUAGAUAGUCCUUUGU
Messenger RNA from Musa acuminata subsp. malaccensis (wild Malaysian banana), 2142 nucleotides. RefSeq lists its product as uncharacterized. Gene Ontology annotation, biological process: pyrimidine nucleobase biosynthetic process; CTP biosynthetic process. Lineage: Eukaryota; Viridiplantae; Streptophyta; Magnoliopsida; Zingiberales; Musaceae. Gene Ontology annotation, molecular function: CTP synthase activity; identical protein binding. The record is from RefSeq and is a predicted model, not a curated record.